Molecule: messenger RNA, 2780 nt
Organism: Daldinia caldariorum
Lineage: Eukaryota; Fungi; Ascomycota; Sordariomycetes; Xylariales; Hypoxylaceae
Product: endonuclease/exonuclease/phosphatase family protein
Exons: 2
Coding region: 643-2583 (646 amino acids)
Molecular function (GO): catalytic activity
Source: RefSeq, a predicted model, not a curated record
AGUUGAGUUGUUUGAAUUCGAAAAUGAGAAUGAGAACACGAUUUUUAUCACAAGUAUACCUUAGGUUAGGUACCUUAGGUAUAUUUGCAAGUUGCAUUUGCCCUUGAGUUGAUCCAAGUCUUUUUAAAUUGCGGCGGAGUUUAUUAUUACUAUCUACCUACCCCCUCUUUGAAGUAUAUCUCAAAAAGUGCCAAUAGAUUGGUUCACCGAUGCCAAGGUCGAUAGCACGCCGACGGCCUAGCUGCAGCGUAGGUAUCUUUCACCUUCGUUUUCUGGAAAUUGCCAAGACUCAUAGGCAUACAACGUGGGCUGGAUUGGCCGAUACGACUGGUUAUCUUCCCCCAUCCCAGCUCGGUGGGCGUGAGGCCAAUGGGAAGGUAUCGCAAUGGCUUACUUCUUAAUGCUUGUGGUGCUUAGAUCUAGACCCGCGUUCCUGCAGGCCGGCGAUAACUAGGUUCGGAGCAGACGUCCACUUUUCAUAUGCGCACGUCGAAAUGCACGUGGUGCCUCUGCAUAGAUAGGAGUAUAUAUAGUAUAGUAAUAUCCCCUUCGUCAUUCGGAUGAGGUAUCAGGGUUACAGCAUUUUUUUGGUAACAAGUAUACUAGGUAGGUAUCAGAGUUGUUGGGAGGGCUGCUACCAUAAUGAAGACCACCACCUCGUUUCUUAGGUGGCUUGUGGCCCCCUUACUCGUGGCUACCAGCGUUUCUGGAGAGUCGAUUGCGCAGAUCAAUGGCGACCACUUCCUAUCGCCACUUAAUGGCCAAACUGUUACCAAUGUCACGGGGAUUGUGACCGCAAAGGGCCCCGAUGGUAUCUGGCUUCGGUCCAUCAAGCCGAGUCGCAAUAAGCGCGUCUCAGACGGCUUGUACACGUACGGCUCGGUGCUUGCCAAGAACGCCAGCAUCAGUGUUGGUGACGUUCUAGUCGUCGACGGGAAGGUCAGCGAGUACCGCACCAGCAAGGAUUAUCUGUAUAUGACAGAACUCACGUCACCAAAGGUCAGAGCUAUCCUAGAACGAGGAAGGAAGGUCGAGCCCCUCGUGAUCGGCAAAGGGGGCCUCAAGCCGCCGACAAAACAGUAUUCUGGUCUCGACAACGGCGACGUAUUCGCCGUGCCGAACAACCAGAGCUUGGUCUCCGUCGAGAACCCUCUAUUAGAACCCGGGUUAUACGGCUUGGAUUUCUGGGAGAGUCUGAUGGGCGAGCUGGUCACGAUCGAGAGCCCCCGUGCAGUCGGCCGACCCAAUAAGUAUGGAGACACGUGGAUCGUCGGGGACUGGGAUACGACCGGCGAUAAUAACCGCGCGGGUCUUACCGUCUCGGCCGCAGACGGCAAUCCCGAGGCCAUCCUCAUCGGCAGCCCGCUCGACGGGACCAAGAACCCGCAGGACACGAAGCUCGGCGACAAGCUAGACGCCAUCACCGGGGUCGUGUACCAAGCCUUCGGGUUCUACCGCAUCCUGCCGCUGACGAACAUCAGCGUCGUCGAGUCGCUCGCUCCCGCGACGGCUCCGCCGACGUCCCUGGUGAGCGAGGGGACGUGCCAGGGCGUCACGAUGGGCAGCUACAACGUAGAGAACUUGUACGGCGGGGACGCGGCUCACGUGCAGGCCGUGGCGAGGCACGUCGUGCAGUACAUGCGCACGCCGGACCUGCUCGCGGUGCAGGAGAUCCAGGACGACAGCGGCGAGACGGACGACGGCACCGUGGGCGCGGACGAGACCCUGGCCGCGCUCGCGGCGGCCAUCCGGUCCUUCGGCAACGGCAACGGCAACGGCAACGGCAACAAUAACAACACCGCCGCCGCCGGUGGCGUCGCCUACAACUACACGUACAUCAGCCCCCUGAACGACGAGUCCGGCGGCGCCCCCGGCGGCAACAUCCGUGUCGCGUACCUGUACCGCACAGACCGGCUGCGGCUGCGGAACCCGAACCCCGGCAACGCGACGACGGCGAACGAGGUGCUCCCCGGCCCCGAGCUCAAGUAUAACCCUGGCUUUGUGGACCCGUCCAACGCGGCCUGGACGAAUAGCCGGAAGCCCCUGGCCGCUGCGUGGGAGCUGGUAGGUAGUGGUAGUAACAACAGCAGCAGCAGCAAAGCAAGUAAAGCAAGUAAAGCAAGCAAGACGCUGUUUACGGUGAACGUGCACUGGGGCUCUAAGGGCGGAAGCUCCUCGCUACACGGCGACGCCCGGCCGCCUGUGAACGGGGGCGUGGAGGCCAGGCUUGCGCAGGCCGAGGCUACAGCCACCUUCGUGGCCUCGAUCCUCUCGGAAGACCCGGCGGCCGCGGUCGUGGCGCUCGGCGACUUCAACGAGUUCGCGUUCGCGGCGCCGGUGGCCUCGUUCGGCUCGCGGUCGGGCCUCGCGGACCUGGACGAGGCGGCGGGGGUCCCGCCCGCCGAGCGGUACACGUACCUGUACGACAUGAACGCGCAGGAGCUGGACCACGUCUUCGUCAGCCCGGCGCUCGCCCGCGCGCAGCGCACCCGCUUCGAGCACGUCCACGCCAACACGUGGGCGGCCUACGCGGAUAUGACGUCCGAUCACGACCCGAGCGUCGCUAGGUUCGACAUCUGCUAACUACCUAACCUUAUGUACCUCCUAUCUAAGGUAGAGGGUAUUUUGGUUUAUAAGAUUAUAGGGGCGUAUGUGUAAAUAGAAGUAAUACUCACCUAAGCUAAUACACAAAAGGGGGGGGGGGUGUAAAGGUACGUGAAGCUUGAGUUGGUGCGACAGUUAGUCAUGAUUAGCAAUAUAUUUCCGAGUAUAAUAUCGCG